Dujonia railenensis is the source of this 672-nucleotide messenger RNA. The record is from the annotation of a GenBank genome assembly. Lineage: Eukaryota; Fungi; Ascomycota; Pichiomycetes; Serinales; Debaryomycetaceae.
AUGCUGUCACCAAUUGUGGCCGUUUCCAAUUCCACAAAAACCAUUGAAUCUCCCAGUAACGACCAAGAUGAAAGUGAGUUGAGAGAAUUGCUUGAGGGAAUGGAAGCCCUAUCGUAUCCUGAAAAGUUCUACGAAUGUAGGUCGACAGACGUGCAGCAAGGAAGCGGAGUAUUACAAGAGAAGUACCUGGAAUCAAGCACGAUUCUAGAAGAAGCUCCACAUACCCAGCCUGAGAAAGCGCCCGAGAUAAGAACCGGAUCUGUAAAGGAAAGCAGCACCUCUUUCAAUAACUUCCCUCAAACAUCUUCAGCACCAUUACUUGUGGAAAAUGUAAAUAGUUACACCUUUCCCCCAACAUCAGCCAAUGCAGAAUACAAAAUCAGUCAAGAGAGGAAUACUCGAAAGUUUUACAGAAUUCCAUUGCGAACAACAAAAACCACUUCAAGAAGGCAGCUUUAUCAAACUUAUGCUCUGGUGAUGCAGUCAGUUCAGUUUGAUUCUUUUCAAGAGAGCACGUCAGACAGUAGGUAUGAAUUUGAUACAUGCUCAGUGGUUCUAAAAAGUGCAACCAAUAGUAGUAAAGGUAGUACACCAAGCAGAGGGAGUUCUAGAGCAGAAAUCGAUAAAAGCAAGAAAGAUACAGAAGGGGUUGACAAGCACAGUCAGAAGUAG